AACCAUGCCUUUUUUUUACAGGUUGUGGCUGCCACCCACCAUGCCAGUAACCAACUGGUGGCAGUGAAGAUGGUCAGCAAAAAGCUUCUAAUUAAGGACGACCCGGCUUCCGUCCUGAUCGAGAGGAAGGUCCUGGAGAUGGUUGAGUGCAGCAUUUACUGUACUCACCUCUAUGGCGCCUUUCAGACAGACAAUUACUUAUUCUUUGUAAUCGAAUACCUGAGCGGAGGAGAGCUGAGGAAGAUGAUAACCAACAAACAAACAGUUUCCAUCACCAACAUCAGACACAUGGCAGUGGAGCUGCUUUGCGGUUUGCAGUUCCUACAUUCCAAAGGAGUCGUGCACAGGUAAGUAUCUUUAUCAAACUGCAAUAACGCUUGCCCCUUCACCCUUCUCCAUCCAAUGAUUGUGGGUGCCCUUCUGCUGCCCGUUCUCAGUGAAUGGUUGAGCGCAGAUUGAAUCACUUUUUAAUGUUUCACUUGCAUAGUAAAAAAAAAGUGUCAAUUUGGCCAGAUUUGAUUGGAUUUUCCACCAGG
Messenger RNA from Rana temporaria (common frog), 536 nucleotides. RefSeq names its product protein kinase C delta type-like. Gene Ontology annotation, molecular function: protein serine/threonine kinase activity; ATP binding. The coding region runs from base 70 to 351 and encodes 93 amino acids. Gene Ontology annotation, biological process: intracellular signal transduction; peptidyl-serine phosphorylation. The record is from RefSeq and is a predicted model, not a curated record. NCBI's taxonomy places the organism in Eukaryota, Metazoa, Chordata, Amphibia, Anura, Ranidae. The transcript is spliced from 2 exons.